AACAACACAUGGGGAAGGAGACGGGCAGAGAAUCCUUUCAUAUUAUUCUCUUCCACUCCAGUAGCUCAAUGGAAAGAACAAGUUCUCAAGCUGAAGCCAUAGAAAAGCUGGGAAGAGACCAGCUUUAUCAGAUGCACUAUCUCCCUUUCUUAUAUCCAGGGCCAAUUUACGUGCUGGUUAGGAACUUAUAAAAUCCUAAAUACCUUGGGCCAGGUUACCAGACUGCCUUUUCUUGUAUAUAUACCUAAAUAUCCUCUUAGGAAGACCUGUUCUAUGGUCUGCGCCAAAUGAAGUGAGGUAGAUGACUGCAAAUGAGAGAGCCUUCCUGGUCGUGGCACCUAACUAUUGGCACACAAAACUAGAGAGAAGAAUGAAUUUCCUUUUUUAUACAGUCUUUGUCUGCCUAUUUUCUCUAAACAGAGGGGACCCAUUGAACAACAGUCCCAAUGGCUAUCAAAGAACAUAUGACAACAUCCAGAGGGAAAUAGCGAAUUAUUCAGAGAUUGCCAAGAAGAUUAUCAAUCUUGCUGUUUAUGGAAGUGCUCAGAACAGAUCCUAUGAAAGACUGGCACUUUUUGUGGACAUUAUCGGGCCGAGAAUGAGUGGUUCCAGAAAUCUAGAGCUGGCUAUCCAGUACAUGCAUAAAGCCUUGAUGAAGGAUGGGUUGGAAAAUGUCCACUUGGAGCCAGUAAAAAUACCCCACUGGGAAAGGGGAGAAGAAUCAGCAAUGAUAGUGCAACCACUCAAUCAUAGCAUUGCUGUUUUAGGGCUUGGGGGCAGCAUUGGAACACCGCCAGAAGGCAUUACAGCCGAAGUCUUAGUGGUGACCUCCUUUGAUGAACUCCACCAAAAAGCUCAGGAAGCCCAAGGAAAGAUUGUUGUUUACAACCAGCAUUAUGUCAGUUAUGGGGAAACAGUGCUAUACAGAGUUCGAGGAGCUGUGGAAGCUGCUAAAGUGGGAGCAAAGGCAUCUCUUAUCAAGUCUAUUACUCCACUUUCUAUUAAUAGCCCACACACUGGGAUACAGGCAUAUGAAACAGAUGUACCCAAGAUUCCGACUGCUUGCAUUUCAGUGGAAGAUGCUGAGUUAAUGGCCCGAAUGUCUUCCCGGGGCACCAAAAUUGUUGUGACUCUGAAGAUGGGAGCCAAAACGUAUCCUGAUGCUGAUUCCUUCAACAUAGUUGCAGAAAUCAUUGGCAGUAAAUACCCUGAGCAGGGGAAGAUGAAAUACAACUACCAGCUUGGCUGGCUUUUGUACAUGGAAGCGGAUGCCACAUUUGAUCCUUUAGGCAGCAAAAUGUUUCUGGUUUGCACUUUCACACCAAUAUACUCAUUAUAG
Pogona vitticeps (central bearded dragon) is the source of this 1339-nucleotide messenger RNA. Lineage: Eukaryota; Metazoa; Chordata; Lepidosauria; Squamata; Agamidae. The record is from RefSeq and is a predicted model, not a curated record.